CACAUUAAUUGCAAUUAUUUGUUUUGUGUGUUCAUGACUAAUAUUGUGUUGUGCAGUGCACAAUUAAUACUUAGUAAAAGAUUUGCGUACUCACAGCUAAUAUGAGAAGCUGAUAACAUCGGCCGAAACGUAGCAGAAUUUCCUCAGAUGUCAAUCAUACUGCUGAUACUUCUGGCAUAAAAUCCAGUCUUAGAGCGUGCCACUGUAUGUAAUAAAUGUUUGUUAUACUCCUUGUCAACGUCAGAAUGAGAAUUCCUUGCAAAAUGCCAAAGCUUUAUACUGUUACUAGAUACAUUUCUUCAUCUCCCGUUCUCUUAAAGCAACCGCCUCAUGAUAGACUCCGAUCAAAAAGACGCAACCCUCCUCCGUUCCACACUCUCCCUUUUUAUGAUGAAGCACCAGCGAAGGGUUUACCGAAGAAACCACUGAAAGUCAGUGGUCAAUGGGGGUCAACAGACAAAAAAGUCAAAGAAUCAAGGUUCCGCCAUGGUGAACUCUUAAAGGCAACACCUACGUUAUUUGAAAAGCUUCAGGAACUUACCCAUAUUGAGGAGAAUAUGUGGUUUCAUUCUAUUGAUAUCCCUUUAAAACAUCCUGAAAUGCUUGGUUUUUCUCAGUUUGUCACACGAACAAGACUUAUACCAUGGAUACCAGAGCAAUAUAGUGAUAGCAGUUCAUACUUAUCGAAUUAUUUAAAUUAUUUGUUUAUGGAGGAAUUACAGUCGAUGAACAGAAAACCUGUUAACAUGCAUGAUCAAAGUGACAAUGGAGUUAAUUCGCGUGCAAACUAUCGACGUAAGAAGAUAUCUGUGAUUAUGGAAACAGUGUGCCGGUCAUUUUUAUCAAGUGGGACAGAAUCACUGGUCACUGAAUUGUCUACACAAAUUGAUGAACAUGCAACAAUUGAAAUGUUUUUAAAGCGACUAGUUGAUCAUGAAGUAUUCGAAAACGCUGAAAAAGUGGAUGAAGACAUUUACGAGGCAGUAAAUGAAACUGUUAUUGACCGUGAAGAUUGUGUACAUUAUCGUAUACGUUCUCAGUUAGCCUGGCAAUUGAGAGGAGCGUUUCCUUUGAAAGCUCAUUUCAGUUUGGAUGAUCCCAUAUGCUUUCCUGAUGAACCUAUCCUCUGCACUUAUCGUCCUGAAGCGUUCGAUUUAAGCCUUGUUGAGUGUUACAAUUUCAAUUGUUUGCCUUUUUCUCGAACAAUCGAUUUUUCCGAAUUUGCUCGGUCUAUCGCAGGCUAUUGGUCUCGUACACCAUUUUGGGAAGGUGAUCCGUGUGAGUUCGGUUUACUUGGAGUGAUUGAUCUAAACCGUGCAGAAAUUGUACGAAAUGAAAUCAGUCGUACCACUCUUCCAGAAGAUGUCAAGAAAAAUAUUUUACAACGUCAUGGGGUCGCUGAAGGCAUUUUAACAGCAUUCGCAUGGACUUCAGCGCAAGCGUACAAUCAAGGUUUCACAUUGUACAAUGAAUUAACUUACCCACUGUGUGCUCAAAUAAUUCUUAUGGACGAAACGCAUAUUCAAUUGUUGCGUUUCCAGUUGAAUUCGAUAACAUCACUAUGGAAAGCAGAAGAUUCAAUGUUACCAUAUAAUUUAGCCUGGUAUUCCCCACGUGUAGAGUUGUUCAAAGAACAGUCGGAUUCAGGAUCUAAUACUUCUCUAUCUGUAAAUGAAGAGGCUGUUUCACUUAUAACAUCUGCUAUGCUGCAUCCUUUGGAUAAAACACUUUCCAAUGAGUCACUGCGUCCUUAUCUUGCUGAUGGAACAGCUCCCAGAGAUUAUCUUAUUUCUAAGCCAGCUAAACAUUUGAUUCCGUCUUCUCAAGAGUUUAAAUUUGAUAAUGAGAAAUACGGUGAUAUGUCUGUGCUUAGUGAAUCUGAAAUGAAAGCCUUAGAAUCAACUGGUGAAUUGAAGAAAAAAGAAAAACCAUUACAACUGUUCACCUUUAAACGUCCACAUCCGAAUGAAGUAUUUUUCUUUAAAUUAACAGAUAAGCAUGCUCUUGUGGAUGAAAUCAAAGAAACAUUCCCAGACCUCGGUGGACCUUUUGGUAAACUUCCUGAAGCAUAUCUUAGUAAAGUUCGAGAACAUCAAAAGGCGAAACGUCGUACUGAGACACGGUCACGUGUUCAACCUCCUCCUCGUCGUUGGCGUUGAUGACAUUCAUUCACAUUCUACCGAUUGUUCCUUAUAUGAAACUAUUAUAUAACAAAUUGUAUAGAAAUAAAUUUUUGAAUUCAUACUAAUAUUUUAAUAAUUUUCGAG
This is a messenger RNA of Trichobilharzia szidati, 2267 nucleotides long. The record is from the annotation of a GenBank genome assembly. Lineage: Eukaryota; Metazoa; Platyhelminthes; Trematoda; Strigeidida; Schistosomatidae.